Molecule: messenger RNA, 1409 nt
Organism: Plodia interpunctella (Indianmeal moth)
Lineage: Eukaryota; Metazoa; Arthropoda; Insecta; Lepidoptera; Pyralidae
Product: zinc metalloproteinase nas-6-like
Exons: 9
Coding region: 79-1248 (389 amino acids)
Biological process (GO): proteolysis
Molecular function (GO): metalloendopeptidase activity
Source: RefSeq, a predicted model, not a curated record
UUUUUAUAGUUUUUCCCUCGCGUUAUCAAACUCUGGGACCAUUUCGAUUUUGUCUUGAAAUCGCUCGGGUUUGGAGCUAUGUGGAUAAGUGCUGUGUCAAGAUGUUUAAUCAUACUGAUUCACUUCGAAAUAACAACAAUCGCAGCUAAUGAAGCUUCAGAUUGGCAAUAUUUUAAAUUAAAAGGACGACGAUUUAUCCAAAUGAGAGAUAGAGUUAUUAGACUUAAACCUCAUAAUGCAAUUAUAUUGGGCUCUAUGUACGAUACACCCAAAAUAGAGACCGAGUCUCACCUGGACAAAGAUGUGACUGGCUACGAUUUUACUGAUCAAGAAAUAGAAAAACUGAAACUGUGGCCAAGAGGAAUAAUUCCUUUCUAUAUUGAUACAGUUUCAUACGAUAAAGUAUUCCGUGAUAAAAUCAGAGUUUUCUUAGAGAAAGUCAAUGGUUUGGCAAGUUUGCAAUUCUUGGAACUGCAUAGCCCACCGGCUGAUGAUGAAACUCGAUUUAUAAUGUUCAUGAAUAGAGCAGAAAGAAACGACGCACUAGAUUACUCACCAUCGUAUUUCAGCACUAGAGGACCUCAGAGAGUGAGACUGCAAUACGACUGCUUCACAAAUGGCGACAUAUAUGCAGCUAUAUUGGCUGUGGUCGGUGUCCCUCCUCAACACUGUGCCCCCAACCGUGAUAAUCAUAUCCAAAUCAAGGAAGAAAAUAUUCUGCCGGAAAAACUGUCUGCAUUCAAAAAAAUUAACGAUGACGAAUGGCUAUUUCAUGAUAUUAUGUACGACUUUAUGAGUGCUGGUCAUUUUGAUUCCCAUAAGUAUACCAAAAACGGUCUAGCGACUGUAGAAGCUAAGGUUAAGGAUGCUGAGCUUAUUCCGCAUACUAAAAAUGAGUUCAGUCCUAAGGAUAUUUUAAAAAUGCGAUAUCUUUACAAUUAUAUAGGAAAUACUGAAGCGCCGGUCAGACAAUUAGAUUGCAAUAGAAUGUUUAAACCUGGAUCUAAAUUCAACAGUUUUGCACCAUCAAAAGGGAAGUUGAAAAGAUCACCACGUGUUAAGCCUAAUAGAUAUUUAGGAUUACCCGAUGAGAAACCUUCAUUUACAGAACGUGAAGAAAAUGGCGUAAAAGAAGAUAAUGAUAAAAACGAAGAAAGUUCUAUUGAUAAAUCUUCCGAUGUAAAAAAAGGAGACGAGAUGCACCCUGAGAAAAUUCCACUGGAUGAUGAUGAUGAAUCUAUGCCAUAAAAAAAUGUGGAACACUUUUUUACGGUACACACAAAAUAAAAAUAAAAAUAUAUUUGAUACAACGAUGUCAGCACACGGAACAAUAAAAAAUGUACUGAAUUAUCAUAUUCAUGUACAGGUCUACUUUUAAAAAUGUUUAAAAUAAAUUGACCAAGAACGAA